Messenger RNA from Aspergillus ochraceoroseus IBT 24754, 1690 nucleotides. RefSeq names its product mitochondrial 54S ribosomal protein mL44. Gene Ontology annotation, molecular function: double-stranded RNA binding; ribonuclease III activity. The transcript has a single exon. Lineage: Eukaryota; Fungi; Ascomycota; Eurotiomycetes; Eurotiales; Aspergillaceae. Gene Ontology annotation, biological process: regulation of gene expression; rRNA processing; primary miRNA processing. The record is from RefSeq and is a predicted model, not a curated record. Gene Ontology annotation, cellular component: nucleus. Bases 148 to 1362 code for a protein of 404 amino acids.
UUUCUUCGGUGGUCCAAAAGUUUGGAUGGAAUCGAACGAGAACCCCCUUCCUUGAUUCCCACGCCUCGCCUUUUGAAGUCUCGGCUUCUUCCAUUCUCCGUAUCUCACUUUUUGGCUUACACGUUUUCAAGCCGUACAGUUGCCCAGAUGAAGAGGCUGCAGCUCCAAAGAUGGAGCAAUUCGGUCCUCUCGCGGGCCCGAACUGGUAGCCGACUCCAGCAACAAUUCUACUCUAGUCAGCGGUAUCAGUCGACUACCUCCUCUCCUUUACAGCCCGAGAACAAUCAAUUGGCUAUUGAAGAGCAGUCAUUUGCUUCCCCCAUUGCCCAACCCUCCUUUCAAAAUCCAAAACACCGUCUUCCUUCGCCGCCGGUCCAGGCCGCACGCGAGUCUGCAAAACUUGCGGCGCUCCAUGCACGGCUAUACCUUCCUUCACGACUACCUCUUGAGACACUAGCACGAUCACUCGUGGAUGCUUCGGCAGACCCUGAUCCUAGUUUCAAUAACGAAUCGUUAGCCACACUUGGCCACGACCUGUUGUCCCAUUACACCUCCGAACACCUUAUUUGCACCUAUCCUCGACUCCCCUUGACAGUUAUUUUUGCGGCUAUGUACGCAUAUGUUGGACCUAAGACCCUCGCGGCAAUGGCAAGGGAGUGGGGUGUAGAACAAGCAGCUUCCCCGGGCGGUGAAGUUGAUCCCGGCUACCUUCAGUUUAAAAGGUAUGCCCCAGGGGCGGAUGUCAAUGCAGAGCCCCUUGUUGGUGCUGCGAGGCCCUACGAAGAGCAGAAGACAUGGAGGAAAUCCAUCACUUCUAGUAUUGUUUACGACAAUGAGUUUGGGGAUCCAGCCCUGGAGGGUGUAGCUCCGCACGCUAUCCCAGAUGUGAAGGACGCAACCCCUGCCACCGCUGAACAGGCCAGCGCGACGUUUGUGCGGGCUGUUAUGGGUGCCAUCUACCUCCACGCCGGCCGACCUGCGGCCAAGCGCUUCUUUGAACAGCACAUUCUGUCGCGACACCUCGACAUCUCCGGCCUGUUCAACUUCUCCCAGCCAGCCCGUGAUCUCUCCCGACUAUGCGCUCGGGAAAACUACGAACCCCCUGUCGCUCGAAUUAUCAGUGAAACCGGUCGCAAGAGCAGACACCCUGUCUUUGUCGUCGGCAUCUAUUCCGGUCAGGAUAAAUUGGGCGAGGGCGCUGGCGCCAGUCUGCUUGAAGCUCGUUCGAGGGCUGCAGUUGCAGCUCUCAAGGGCUGGUACCUUUACAGCCCUCUGGAUGUACGCGUACCUAGCUCAAUGGAGGAAGAAGGCGCCGCUCCUUGGAAACCAGUCCAUGUGGAUCUGGGCGAGGUGAUUGUGUAAGAUGGACCAGGAAGAAAAAGUGUCGGUCACAUUUAGAAGGCGGCUCGGUCGUCGACGAGGCAGUUGGCAGCGGGGCGCUAUUGCACACUACUAUGUUUUAACAAUCACAAAUUUGGGCCUUGUACAGUAUGGGAAAUUUAUUCUAUUCUUCUGGUGUCUUCUGUUUUCCAUUUAUUUAUUUAUUUUGCCUUCUCCCUUGUUCCUUUCCUGUUACCCCAUCAGGCGAGAGACGGUCCUCGGAAUAAAACUAUUAACAGAGGUGAUACGUUUCUAGAUAGAUAAGUACAUAGAUGUGCUGGAUAAAUGUAUAACAUAUGAUCUCAAAGGU